AUGCUGGUGCCACAUUUGGAGGAGAUCAGUGCAAAGUUCGAAGGACGUUUUCUGAAAAUGGUGCAAGUCGACGUCACGGACGUUCCUGAGGCUGCGCGAGAGUUUCGCGUGGAUGCUGUUCCGUACUUCCUGGUCCUUCGUGAUGGACAUGUUGUAGAACGACUGGCUGGAAAUGAGCCGAAGGUUGUUGCUGAAACGGCACAGCGGCAUGCCUCUGCCUUUGAGAAGUUGCAGACAGCGCAGUGA
Molecule: messenger RNA, 246 nt
Organism: Symbiodinium natans
Lineage: Eukaryota; Dinophyceae; Suessiales; Symbiodiniaceae
Source: the annotation of a GenBank genome assembly